Molecule: messenger RNA, 1431 nt
Organism: Miniopterus natalensis
Lineage: Eukaryota; Metazoa; Chordata; Mammalia; Chiroptera; Miniopteridae
Source: RefSeq, a predicted model, not a curated record
UGGACGGAGCUCACGGAGACCGGCAUUUAUUCAUUCAUGUCCACAUGUGAAUUUAGGAAAAAUCUACAAAUAACAUUGUAUGUGUCUAUUUUGGCGCCAGACAGCCCUGGGUCUUAUUUCUGGCUCGGCUACUUCUAGCCAUGGGACCGUCAAGUUCUGGGGGCCGGAUUCUUCCUCUGUGGAACAGAGUGAAGACUUGGGGGAUUUAAAUGACAUGAGGUUUUUCAGAGUUGCUGGCAUAGUUCCUGGCACGUACUAGAUGUCCAAUAAAUAUUCCCUCUCCCUGCUAAAAUCCUUGUAUCAGCUCCUGUGGCUCCUUGCCAUUCCUUCCUCUCUACUCUGUUCUACAGUACUUCUACGUCUUUUUUUUUUCUCUCUUUACUCCAGGCUGGGGACUCCUGAGGGCAGCUGUGUCUGGUUUUCUCAGUGUUCAGCAUCCAGCCUAGAGCCAGGUACUCAGUGGCAAUAAGCCAUGGACAAGAGUUCCAACAGCUUCUCUGCACCCUCGGGUUGGAGACUGAAAAAACUGAAUUAGCCACCACAGGAUGGGGAAGUGGCCUCUCUCUCUGGAGACGUGAACUUUUACUUUUGUAUGCAGCGGGGGAGGAAGGAUCCCAUCCGGUGAUGUAAGCAAAAAUUCCACCGCCCCUGAAGGCACUGGGUGUCGCACCCCACCGCUGGCGCAUUCUGCGCUGUGCUCUGUAGGAAGGAGCUCAGGACGAGGCAGAAGAUGACCGACUGCGAGUUCAGAUUCGUCCACAAGCUGGCCCAGGACUACCUGGAGUACGUCCUGCAGAUACCGAGGCCUGGGUCCAGGCCCAGCAGAACCUCCCUACUGUUGCAGGAUGUGGCUUUUUCUGUCCAGAAAGAAGUGGAGAAGACUUUGAAACCGUGCUUGGACGAUUUUGAUGUUGCGUCGGUAGAUAUGGCCAGGACGGUGUUCCGUGAGGUGAUGAAAAAGGAGUUUGAGGACGGCAUUAUUAACUGGGGGAGGAUUGUCACUGUGUUCGCCUUCGAAGGGAUUCUCAUCAAGAAACUGCUCAGGGAGCACAUUGCCCCAGACGUGGACACUUACGAGGACGUGCCCUCCUUUGUGGCCGAGUUCAUCACAACGCACACGGGAGAGUGGAUAAGGCAGAACGGAGGCUGGGAAAAUGGCUUUGUAAAGAAGUUUGAACCCAAAUCUGGCUGGCUGACUUUUCUGGAGGUUAUAGGAAAGAUCUGCGACAUGCUCUCUCCUGAAACAAUACUACUGACCAAAAAGGACACUCGGUAUUGUGCAACCUGCACAAAUUCCUGGACUCUUGCAAGAGGUAUUGCCAACACUUACUUCUUCCAGUUUUAAACAAACAACACUUGUGAUGCAACUGGACGUUCCAGAGUUACGGAUAAUUUGUCCCCAUUUUAAUGAAUAAAUUGAAUGUAUGUGUC